Molecule: messenger RNA, 2823 nt
Organism: Closterium sp. Naga37s-1
Lineage: Eukaryota; Viridiplantae; Streptophyta; Zygnematophyceae; Desmidiales; Closteriaceae
Source: the annotation of a GenBank genome assembly
AUGGCCGGUCGCGAACUGAAGGCGCUGUUGAACAGUGGCGAGCAGGGCGCUACUUACACUGCUACGAUCUCGAUCGCUGGCGCCACUGUGGAGCUCCCCCCCGAGCAGAGGAAGUGCUUCUCCGAUGAUAAGCAUCCUUUCACCGCGACCUCCUUCGACUUUCUCGCGUGCGUUGUAGUUCGGAAGUGCGUGUCCCCGUCGCUCCAGGAGGCGAUACAGGUGGUGCCCUCCAAUGUUGUCGCGGACAUCGUCGCGGGUGGUGAGGCCGCGCACGUGGUGUUUGAUGGUCUGCUUGGAUGUAAGCUGGUCGCGUUCUGCAUCUGGCCCGGAGUACUCAACGACCUCGAUGCGGUUGUUGGACACGACCCUGCGCCUCGCAUCGCCAAGCCAAUUGCCAGUACGCUGACCACAUUGCGGCAGGAUGCGAAACGCGCCGCGGAGGAGCUCGCGUUCAGGUCCAGGUGCGGGAUCGCGGACGGCCAUGGGGGGGAUGCUCACGGCAAUGAACGUGUGAGGUCGCACGAACAGCCGGCGGGAUCACAUGUUUCGGGUCGCGAUGCACCCGCACUCAAUACAGCUCUUGCGCUCGCGAACGCAGGGGAGGGGGAGCAAGGGGAGGGGGAGCAGGAGAAACCGGACAAGGAGGAGGGAUCGAGCUCUGACCGCGACGAGGACGCCCCUGUGAACGCGCCGCAGGGUUUGCGUGCCAAGAACGCGCAGGAGGAGGCAGACGAGGCAGAGGGACAGGGUCGCGGAGAGGACGAAGGGGAUGCUGCGGAGGAUGACCAGUGCGGUGAUUUGGAGCUGGAGGCUUCGGAAGAAAUGGAGGGGGAAGAGGAUGAGGAAGAGGAGGAAGAGGUGGAGGAAGUCGCGGCCAACAAUGCCGGGCGGGCGGCGAGCGCGGUCGCGGGUGCAGGGAAGAGUAUUCGCGGUCUGCAGGCGGUGCUGUCCCCCCGUCACGGUAGCGCGACCCCGUCAACAGAGUAUGCGGGCAAGAGUCCUGUCGCGGGCAAGCGUAAACACUCGGAGCUGGUGAAGAUGGAUCAUGCUAAGCUGGCCGCGGAGAUCCUCCGAUUGGACGAGCAGGUGAAAAAUCAGAAGCGCAAGCUGGACGAGCUCGUGUCCGCAAAGCCCGGUACAGAACACGCGGUGGUGAUCACGCAGAGCUACGACGGGCUCGUGGCCACGGUAGAGAAGGCGCUGCUUCACGUGCGGAACACGGAACGGGUGAUACGCAGGGAAGCCCAGCUGGCCGGGAAGGACAGGGAGGAGAACCGCGACAUGCGGGAGGUGCUGAAACGCGCUGCUGUCCGCUUGGAAGAUUGCGCGGCUAGCAUGAAGGGGGUGGUCGUGGACUCCAUGGAGAACGCCCAGAAGAAGCUGACGGACGAGGUCGCACGUAAGAUCGACGGCGCGUCAUCCAUUAUCGCGGGAACCGCCGAGAAAGCGAUCACCACAAGCGGCGUCACCAACUCUCUCAACAUCAUCAUCGCGAUGCUUUCCGGUCGCGACGCUCUGCGACAAGUCACUGAUGGGCCGCAGGGGAAGGUGUCUGACGAGGUCGCGGAGAAGGAUGCAGGGAAGAGGGUCGCGGAGAAAGAAACGGGGAAGAAGGAGACAGGGAAGAAGGCCGCGGACAAGGAGACAGGUAAGAGGGUCGCGGACACAGUGAAGGGUGAGAGCAGCAGGGGAGGGAAGCGGCAGAAAGGUCCCGCGGCGACUAGCGUCAGCGAUCUCCUUAAGAAGGGGGGCGCGGUCGUCGUGCACUGCGGGGGAACCACCAUGCGGGAUGCGGCUGCGGGACCACCGCAUGCCACCUCGGAAUUGGAAGCUGGUAAAGGCAAGGCCAAGGUCGAGGACGCCCCGCCCACCACCACCCCCACCACCACCGCCAUCACCAACGCGAUAGUGCCCGCGGCAGGCAACACCGCCGCGGUCGUGCAUGGACAGCCUGGACCCAGCUCCAUCGCCCCUGCAAUCCCCCCCUCUGCAGAUGUAAAGGCGAAGAAUCAGGUCCGCGGUGGUUGUAAGCCGCCUCCAACCGCGUUGAAGGCGGACCACGAGGACGACGACGACUCGGACGCGGACGAUGAGGUUGAGCUGGUGCUGCAGAGGUUCAUGGGGCCAAGCGACACCAGCGGCACUAGCGGCAAGCGCAAGGGCUGUGGUAUCCGCCCUCCGCCCAGGGGAGGAGAGGGGAUGGUGGGCGAACCGUGGCUGGGGGGAGACGUCGCUGGCUGGGACAUCACUCCUACCAAGAGAUACCACCACAUGUUCAAGGCCUACCGCGACCUCACCCGCCCCGGUUCCACCCUCGGCAACGCGGUCGCUUGGGCAGCAGCGGUGGGGAAGGAGGCUGCAGAUGAGGAGCCCGAUGUCACCAGCGCCCAAGAGGGCCUGUUUGCUGGCGCGGUCGCGUGCGCCAUAGCGAUGGUGUGGGAGACCUGCAACGGUCUCGAUCUCGAGGGUAUCGUGGAUGCUGGAUACGUCGCGGCGCAGAGUGCUGGCACUCCAGAAGAAAAGGCCCGCGCGUACGUCUCGAUCGUUAUCGCGGUUUUCAAGUGGGCCAGGAAGGAGAGUGCUCGCACGCAAUCCCCCGAGGUCACACCGAAACAGGUCGCGGAGAAGAUAGAGACCGCGGUCGUGAACCGCCUUGGUGCGCGACUUGGGGACCCCACACUGGUCGCUAUGGUCGCGCACGAGGCAGUUGACGUGCUGAUGAGCUGGAGCGACUGCAAGAUCGCGGUCAAGUCCAUGGAGGCGAACGGGCUCUAUCUUGCUAUGCCCGACAAGCGUCUGUCCGCGAAGAAGAGGUCCGCGUGA